UAGAUGCGCCCUAAGUUCGGCCUGGGGCGGAGGCGGAAGGGGAGCGCCUAUCUCUGCUCCGCCCUGCGUUACACAAGCCUGCCUGGCUCUUGGCGAGUCCUCGCCCUCCUCUGGCUACUAUCGGAGCCUGCCUGCCUGGGCGCCGCAUUGUGUUGUGUUGUGUAACCCGACACACCACAGCCAGAAGCGGAGGCUCUCCAGUGCGAACUCAAGCCGGGAAAGGUGCUGAAGUUCAACAAGAAAUUCCUUCAGUUGUCUGGGAACUGGAUUGAGGAUGUUGAUUCACGUUGUUGGCUUCACAGCUUUUCCCCAUCUGGGUGGAUUUUUUGGCUGGUUCUUGACCCGGAAAGAAGUGCCCACAUGGUUUGAAAGUCUGAACAAACCAUCAUGGCGUCCACCCAAUAAAUUGUUCCCAGUGGCUUGGACAACACUAUAUUCCAGCAUGGGGUAUGCUUCCUACUUGGUAUGGAAGGACCUUGGUGGCUUCAACAGUAAUGCUGUAGUCCCCCUGGGUCUCUAUGGAGCUCAGCUUGCCCUGAACUGGGCAUGGACUCCUAUAUUCUUUGGGGCUCAUAAACUCAAGCUGGCUCUGAUUGACAUCGUAGGUUUGUACGGUCUUGUGGUGGCCACUAUGUACUCCUGGUAUCCGAUUAACAAAACUGCCACACUAUUGAUGGUGCCUUACUUGGCUUGGCUGACCUUGGCCUCUUCUCUUACCUACUGCAUCUGGAGAGACAAUCCAGAAAAGGGAAAGAAGAGAGAAUAAGAAAGGAUUGGGUAACAUUGGAUGAUGCAGGACUUUGAUCCUUUUGAAUUGUACUACAGAAGGAAAUGAAAAUACAGACCCAAGAGCAUUGCCCAUUUCAGCACAGUGAUAGGCAACAGGAAGGGGGCCAUGUUUGUCAGACUGCCGCACAGCUCAACCCUUAUUAGGACUCAACAUACUAUCUUUUAUACAUCUACUAAAAAUAAUCCAAUAGGCCUUGCUUCCAGGUACAUAGGAGCAAGAAUGCAACCUCAGCAUCACAUUGUGUUGAUAUGUAUGGUGAUGUAUUUAAUGAAGCUUGAGAUUAACUUUGAUUUAAUCUAUCAUUGUGUGUAGAGAAUAGCAUCAAAGGGGGAAAGGGGAAUUUUUCUGAAUGCGCAUUGUACUCAGAAUCUACUUGUAUGUGAUCUUUUUUUAAAGAAAAGUGAAAAUGUGUUAAAGACAUGAGGUUUGCUUCACUCACUCUUGUUUGCAGAUUGUAUACAUUAUUACAUUUUCCUCUUGUCAUUUACCCCCACUAUGAACAUUUACUUGUUUGUCUGAUUGAAAAGACCGUAUACAUUCAUAUAGAAAUGAAUGUAUUACAUAUGUACCUAAAAAUGUGAAAUAUUCAUGCAACAAAACAUAGGUUUGCCAGCCCCCUUGUUUACACAUGGGUCUAUUUCUAGGAAACUGGGGCUGAUCAUAGUUCCCUCUUGUUUGGAUUCUUUGUGCCAUAGUUGUGUUUGCUCCAAAGAUGAAAUAUAUGACUAGGAUCAGAUGCUUGAAAUGAGACAUUAGUUCUUUGCAUCUGAAUUCAUUUUAUGUUCUUUCUUUGUACAAGCCAUUUACUACCUGGAUUGGUACUUGCAAAUAGUAUCAGUGAUGAAGAAAAGUUUCACAAGCAGAUAUUAACUUUGAACCAAAGGAAUCCAAUUUUAUUGCCAGAGAUCAUUUUGCUUUAUACUAAUAAAGAUUGCCUUACUGUGAA
Molecule: messenger RNA, 1736 nt
Organism: Anolis carolinensis (green anole)
Lineage: Eukaryota; Metazoa; Chordata; Lepidosauria; Squamata; Anolidae
Gene: tspo2
Product: translocator protein 2
Exons: 4
Coding region: 275-766 (163 amino acids)
Cellular component (GO): mitochondrial outer membrane
Source: RefSeq, a predicted model, not a curated record